AUGACUUUCACCGAGAGAGAUCGACUCUUAGAGUCCGCACCCCCGUGGGUGAACUCUGAUGAUCAAACUACCGCAAUGGUGCCAAAUCCUGAUGCUCCCAAUGUCGCGACAAUUGUCCAGCAAGAUUGUCCUGAAACGGCUGAGACUGACACGAGAAACAUACCCGACGAAGAUGGCAAGCCCAAACAUGCGGCACUGGUCAUUUUUUGCAUUUCAUGCAUCACCUUCAUUAGUUCCUAUCUGGGUGGUCUGGUCACGAUCUCUGUGCCUCAGAUGGCCCGAGACUUGAAUCUGGGGCCCGGGAUGGAGUUAUGGCCUGUGUCAAUGUACGCCCUGGCGACGGGUUGUACCCUGCUCAUCUUUGGCGCCAUGUCCGACGCGGUAGGGAGCAGAAAGAUCUUCCUGCUAGGUUGUUUCUUCCAGAGCAUCUUUUGCAUGGCCUGUGGUCUUGCGGUCGAUGGUACACAAUUCAUCACGUUUCGAGUCAUUUCCGGUCUGGCCACAGCCAUGUGUCUCCCGUCUGCCAUGAGCAUCAUCUCCGAGAAUUUUUCUCCGGGAAAGCUGCGCAACCUCGCUUUCUCCUUCAUGGGCGGGGGUCAACCCAUUGGAUUUGGAUUGGGGAUCUUGGUGGGCGGACUCUGCGCCGACACCAUCGGCUGGCGCUGGGGUUUCUUUACCGCCGCCAUCGCCAACACCGUCGCCUCUACGCUGUCCUGCUGGCAGCUGCCACAAGGCAAAGUCACCCGUGUCAAUUGGCAUGGGCUGGUCUAUGGGAUCGACUGGAUCGGCGCCGUGUUCAUCAGCGUGGCCUUGGCUGUCCUUGCCUGGGCAUUAGCUGUCAUCACGGCCAAUGUCCACGACGCUUCCAAACCGUCAACAAUUGCCUGUUUCACCAUCUCCGGAGUUCUUAUUAUCUGCUUCGUCCUUUGGCAAGACUACCAGGAGCGUCAUGACAAACCCACCCUCAUCCGUAACUCCCUUUGGAAAAACCUCUCCUUCACCGCAGUCUGCAUCAACGUCUUCAUCAUCUGGGGUGCCUUUAACGGCCUGGAGCAGAUCCUCAACUUCUUCUUCCAGGACGUGCAGGGGCUCUUCGUCAUCGAAACCUCACUCCACUUCAUCCCCACUCCCAUCACCGGCCUCCUCAGUGCCCUCGCCACGGGCAUGGUCUUGCACUACUUCCGUGCCGAUGCCAUCAUAAACGUCACAACCAUCAUCUCCGCGAUUUCGCCCUUGCUUAUGGCCAUCAUCAACCCUUCGUGGAGCUACUGGCGCUGCGCGUUCAUCGUAGCCUGUCUAAACCCUAUUGCCGCUGAUGCUCUCUUCACCGUCUCCAACAUUCUCAUCGCGGAUCUUUUCCCGCCCGAGACUCAAGGUCUGGCAGGCGGCGUGUUUAACACCGUCUCUCAGGUUGGCAAGAGUUUCGGCUUAACCUUUGUCGAGCUGAUUUCCAAUGUGGUCAGUGACGCCAAGGUCGACCCGCGCCACAGAUAUGAGCCCGAGGGCUUGAUGGUCGGCUACCGAGCCACAUUCUGGUUCUUGCUGGCGGUCAAUGUGAUCAGCCUGAUCGUGGGAGCUAUAGGGCUCAGGAGGGUGGGUAAAGUCGGCAAGGCAAACUCGCAGUGA
Penicillium diatomitis is the source of this 1626-nucleotide messenger RNA. RefSeq lists its product as uncharacterized. Gene Ontology annotation, molecular function: transmembrane transporter activity. Gene Ontology annotation, biological process: transmembrane transport. Lineage: Eukaryota; Fungi; Ascomycota; Eurotiomycetes; Eurotiales; Aspergillaceae. The record is from RefSeq and is a predicted model, not a curated record. The transcript has 3 exons. Gene Ontology annotation, cellular component: membrane. Bases 1 to 1626 code for a protein of 541 amino acids.